Macadamia integrifolia is the source of this 1421-nucleotide messenger RNA. RefSeq lists its product as uncharacterized. The coding region runs from base 87 to 1064 and encodes 325 amino acids. The transcript has 4 exons. The record is from RefSeq and is a predicted model, not a curated record. Lineage: Eukaryota; Viridiplantae; Streptophyta; Magnoliopsida; Proteales; Proteaceae.
CGCAACCUCUCCCGAUUAAGACUGAAAGAGAGAGAGAGAGAAUUACAGAGAAGAGACAAAGGACGAAGAGAGAAUAAGGGAUACCCAUGAAGAGUUCAUUCGGUGGUGGUGGAGGAAUGGGUGGAGGGCGGAUGCUCAGUACUGCAAUCCGUUCUGCUCUUGGAGGAAAUGAAAAUCAAAAUGGUUUGUCAAAGACUAUUUCUAGCAACGCAAACAAGCACAACUCUCAAAUCCUUUCUUUAUCAUUAUCUUCUUCUUCGUCUGCUUCUACUUCACUCAACCUUCCCUUGUCGGGAACUUCUCCUACCGUGUCAAACUGGGCUUCUCGUGCUUCUUCCUACUUCUGUGAUGGUGAUGAUUGGGAAUGGGAAUCUGUCAAUGGAAACGACGACCAAGACAGAGGAGACAUGAUUUUUGAUAAUUAUUAUGCUUUUGGUGCUGUUCCUUCUCAGGAAGAAGUUGAAGAUGCCGUCUCCUCUCUUAAACAGAUUGUUGCUCCAGCCUUAUAUUCACGAUUCUGUGAAGAUAGAAGUUCUUCUAGUUCGGACAAGCAUGUAACUGAUCAUACUGCAGAUCCAGCCAGGUCAGAGUUGGAUUGGAUUGAGCCCCCCCUGCAUCUUUACAAUCCAAGACUCUCUCAAUCUCAUCAGUAUGGACGGGUUUCUGAUGCUUUCCAUUUACUGCAGACAGAUCCAUCUAUUCAGAGAAUGGUCAUGUCAUUAUCUUCCGAUAAAGCAGUCUGGGAUGCUGUCAUGAACAAUGAGGUGGUGAAGGAGCUCAAAGAGUCAGUCUGCAUAGCUGAAGAUGCUAAUUCCCAGAGGUCUGAUGAAAGUCCAGACACAGCAGCAGGCCUACUGAAGUGGAUAUUAGACAACAGUAAGGCAAAAGUUCUGGAACUAAUUGAGAAGCUUAUAAAGCUUGUGAAUGAGGUGUUUCAACCUGAGCAGAAGAAGAACAACACAGCAGCAACCACAGAUCUCUUUGAAGCCAGGCUGAGAGCCUCUCUGCUACUCUCCAUUGUGGUUCUCCUUAUUGUGGUGGUGACUCGAGCCCACAGGGUGUAAAUUUGAAGACAUGAAACAGAUUUCAUUCAAUCAUUCGACGACAUGAAACAUGGGAGUCGCUUUGCUGUCCAUCUCCCUACUUUUAUGUAUAUAUCAUUCCUUUAUUAAAAAAAAAAAAUCUGAAUUUCUUACAUGCUUGUAGUUAGUUGUAGAUCCCCUCCUUCCCUCUCUCUAUUAUUGUAUAUUUAGCUUCAAUUGUUACAUUAGGAUUAUUGGAUAUUUAGCGUCAAUUGUUACAUUAGGAUCAUAUGGGCAGUAAUUUACAAGUUUUAGCUCAAACAUAAUAGCUCAGCCUACUCUUUGAUUUACUAUCAGAUAAAAGAUUAAAGUUGAGCAAAAGGUUCUUUGGCCGGCCCA